AGUCCGCUUCAGUCAGAUCGUCAGCUUCAAGGUUGUUUCUGCACAAGUUUGAAGAUGCCUUCGUUCAAGAGACGUCUCACACGAAGGUUAUUGGACGUGUCGCUGUUUCUGAAGCGCGGUUUGUCCCUCUUUACUCGCCGUGAUCAGCUGCUGUGUGCGGGUGAAAGGUCACACCGCUACAGCAGACAAGAUGGAUGUCAACCAAGCGAAACAAGAGCAUCUUCUCGCUUUAAAAGCCCGAUGACCCCACCAUCUCUGCAUGCCUUCUGCACAUCUCUUCCUGAAUGAAGGAACAUCACCUCCAGCUCAACCUUACCAAGACAGAAGUCCUUCUAAUACCGGCCAACUCAUCCAUUGAACAUCACUUCACAGCAUUCAGCUUGGAUCUUCAACUCUUACACCUACCAAUCACUAGGAUGAUCUCCCAGGUCACUCCCUCUCUGUACCUGAGUGGAGUGGAGGCCCUGAAUCAGUCAGCACUGUCCCACAGAGGCAUCACCCUGCUCGUGAAUGCCUGUGCCGAGUAUCCCUGCCCUAAGUACCAGGGGGUGGACUGCAUCUGCGUACCUGUAGAGGACCAACCUCACGCCCCUCUGGACCAGCACUUUGACAGUGUGGCCGAACGGAUCCAUCAGAACCGCAGUGGAAGCUCACUGGUGUUCUGCUCGGCAGGUAGAAGCAGGUCUCCUUCUCUGAUCAUGGCGUUUCUCAUGAGGUUUGAGGGAAUCUCACUUCUUCAGGCUCAUCAGCAGGUUCUGGUAGCUCGGCCUUUUAUCCGUCCAAACGCGGGAUUCUGGAGACAGCUGCUACGGUACGAGAAGAAACUAACUCAAAGAAACAGCAUCAAGAUGGUGGCCACCUCACAAGGUGUCCUACCAGAAACCAUACAGCCCAUAGGGGACUCAUUAUGCUGCCUUAAUGUAUAAUACAGGACGCGUUGAUGAGGUUUUGAACAGAAUAUAUGUUUUCAGAUCGAAAAGGGCUCAUGACUUUACCAUAUUUGUUUGUAUCAUUUGUUUAUCAUGUUGGCCAAAAGGUUUUUAAAGAAGGAAGCGACAAAGUUGCCUUUGGAGACAACAAAAUCUCAUUGGCCAUACAGUAUGUAUUUAAAUGAUUGACUUUGUCUAAACUCUGUGUCAUUAAUCUUCCUCUAGCAUCAAGAUUUUUUCUCGAUUGAUGUUAAACUCUUGUCAUUGUGUUUUGUGUUUUUUAAUCAAAAACUGCAGUUUCUUGCCACGUUUUCAAAUGCUUUAUUUAGUGCAACAUCUGCCUUGCCACUGGGUUCAUACACAUUUAAACAAAUCCAGUCAUUUCUCCUCUAUUAUAUCC
This is a messenger RNA of Triplophysa rosa, 1329 nucleotides long. Its product is annotated as dual specificity protein phosphatase 14-like. The record is from RefSeq and is a predicted model, not a curated record. The transcript has 4 exons. Bases 285 to 926 code for a protein of 213 amino acids. Gene Ontology annotation, biological process: protein dephosphorylation. Lineage: Eukaryota; Metazoa; Chordata; Actinopteri; Cypriniformes; Nemacheilidae. Gene Ontology annotation, cellular component: cytoplasm. Gene Ontology annotation, molecular function: MAP kinase tyrosine/serine/threonine phosphatase activity.